Molecule: messenger RNA, 474 nt
Organism: Staurois parvus
Lineage: Eukaryota; Metazoa; Chordata; Amphibia; Anura; Ranidae
Source: the annotation of a GenBank genome assembly
UUAUAUUAGUGCAGAACACUGUACCUUUAAUUUAAAUGCCCUUGGAGUCUGCUGGGGAAGAGAAAUAAUACUGUCAGUCAGUAUGACAUGCAGAUGAGUGCCGUCGAUCUUAGAAUCACCGCACACUUCACUCAUUUGGGCAGUCACGGGGCCAAAACCAGAGUGUGGAGCCACAGUGUGGCGGUGGAGGCAGCAGCAAUGGGAGGCCAUACAGCACCCUAUGACAAAAUGGAACCCACCAGCAGUGUGAGGAGACCUGAAAGUGGCACAUGGCAGAGUGUGGCGAUGGAGACAGCAGCAAUGGGAGGCCGUACAGGGACCCAUGACACACUCUGGACCUGGCAGCAGCAUGAGGAGGCGGUACAGGGGCCCAUGGCAGAUUACGGGCCUGGCAGCAGCAUGAGGAGGCGGUACAGGGGCCCAUGGCAGAGGAUGGAUCUGGCAGCAGUAUGAGAAGGCGGUACAGGGGCCCGU